AAAGUUACGCGCAGGCGCGGCCAGCCGGGCAGGCCGAACGGGCGUCGUUGUCCAGGUCCGCCAUGGCGGAGGCGUCGAGGUGGCACCGAGGCGGGACUCCGAAACCUAAGCUGCAUUACAGAAAGGAAGUAGAAAUUAGAACCACACUUCAGGAGUUGGCACUCUACUUUAUUUUUUUAAUAAACCUAUGUAUAUUGACUUUUGGGAUGGUAAACCCACAUAUGUAUUACUUAAACAAAGUUAUGUCAUCUUUAUUUUUGGACACUUCUGUGCCUGGUGAUGAAAGAACCAACUUUAAAUCUAUACGCAGCAUAACUGAUUUUUGGAAGUUUAUGGAAGGACCCCUUUUGGAAGGUCUGUACUGGGACUCAUGGUACACUAACAAGACGUUGUAUGAUUUAAAGAACAGCAGUCGCAUCUACUAUGAGAACAUACUUUUAGGAGUCCCCAGAGUUCGUCAACUAAAAGUCCGCAACAACACAUGCAAAGUCUAUUCAUCUUUUCAGUCUUUGAUGAAUGAAUGUUAUGAUAAAUAUACUUCUAAAAGUGAAGACAUGGAUGAAUUUGGCCUUAAACAGGAAACUGAGUACCGUAAAUUCUUAGAAUACAUCUCAGUCAGGCUUUCUCGUCUCUCCAUUAUUCUUUUUAUACCUAACAGAUGGAAGUAUGCUGCUCCUACUAGUUCCUCCCCUUGGCACUGGGGAUUUGUUGGUGUUUACCAAAAUGGGGGAUUUAUUUUCACUUUAUCAAAAUCAAAAUCUGAAACAAAAAACAAGUUCGUUGACCUUAAACUGAACAGCUGGAUCACAAGAGGGACUAGAGUUAUUUUUAUUGAUUUUUCAUUAUACAAUGCUAACGUAAACCUGUUUUGCAUUAUCAGAUUGGCGGCAGAAUUCCCGGCAACCGGAGGAAUAAUUACUUCCUGGCAGUUUUAUUCUGUGAAGCUCCUCAGAUACGUUAGCUACUAUGAUUAUAUCAUUGCUUCCUGUGAAAUCACAUUUUGUAUUUUUCUUAUUGUCUUCACAACACAAGAAGCCCAAAAAAUAAGAGAAUUUAAGUCUGCCUAUUUCAAAAGUGUUUGGAACUGGCUAGAAUUACUACUCUUGGUGUUGUGUUUUGUGACUGUUACCUUCAACAUAUACUGUAAUGUACAAAUUUUUCUCUUACUUGGAGACCUGUUAAAAAAUACUGAAAAAUAUUCAGACUUCUAUUUUCUUGCAUAUUGGCACACUUAUUACAACAAUGUAAUUGCUAUCACCAUCUUUUUUGCAUGGAUAAAGAUAUUCAAAUUUAUAAGCUUUAAUAAGACAAUGUCUCAGCUGUCAUCAACCUUGUCUCGCUGUCUCAAAGACAUAGUAGGAUUUGCCAUCAUGUUUUUUAUAAUAUUCUUUGCUUAUGCUCAGUUAGGAUUUCUCGUUUUUGGAUCACAAGUUGACGACUUUUCCACUUUUCAAAAUGCCAUAUUUGCACAAUUUCGAAUUGUUCUUGGAGAUUUUAAUUUUGCUGGUAUUCAGCAAGCCAAUCGUAUCCUGGGACCCAUUUACUUCAUCACUUUCAUCUUUUUUGUGUUCUUUGUCCUGCUGAACAUGUUCUUGGCAAUUAUUAAUGAUACCUAUUCUGAAGUGAAAGCUGAUUACUCAAUAGGCAGACGACCAGAUUUUGAACUUGGUAAAAUGAUUAAAAAGAGUUACAACAAUGCUCUUGAAAAGCUCAGAUUAAAGAAACCUGAACAGGAUGAAGACAUAAGUAUGAAAGGAGAUUUGGCUGAGCAAGCCAGAAGAGAAGGCUUUGAUGAAAAUGAGAUCCAAAGUGCAGAGCAGAUGAAAAAGUGGAAAGACAGGCUUGAGAAAAAGUACUAUUCCACAGAAAUUCAAGAUGACUACCAGCCUGUCACUCAACAAGAAUUUCGAGAGAGCUGUGUGACCAGUGAAUUGGAAAAUUUUGCUAACAUACGACCUGUGAGAAAGUGUCACUUUGGAAAUCAAACAGAAAUGUGUUCCACAGUAGGACUUGAAAUUUCAGUUGAUUUUGGUUUUCUAAGAAAACAUAGGACAUAGUUGCAUUUGUGCACAUUUAUAUGCUUUUCUUUCAAAUUUUCAGUCAUUCUGUAAGAAAAAGGCAACCGAAGAAUUCAAUGUGAAGAUGUUCCUCUGAAUUUCCUUCAGUAAUUAAAAAAAUAAUAAAAAUAAAGUUGAUGAUAACAAAAA
This is a messenger RNA of Canis lupus familiaris (dog), 2207 nucleotides long. RefSeq names its product polycystin 2 like 2, transient receptor potential cation channel (gene PKD2L2). Gene Ontology annotation, cellular component: membrane. The record is from RefSeq and is a predicted model, not a curated record. Gene Ontology annotation, biological process: detection of mechanical stimulus. Lineage: Eukaryota; Metazoa; Chordata; Mammalia; Carnivora; Canidae. Gene Ontology annotation, molecular function: calcium ion binding; calcium channel activity. Bases 63 to 2057 code for a protein of 664 amino acids. The transcript is spliced from 14 exons.